AUGAUCGCGGGGGAGUGUGCGAGCUUCCGCCAAAAACAAAAACAAAACAGUCCAAGCGCAAACCUGGAACGGGCGCGCCGGCACCAAGUUGGCCAAACACUAGAGAGUUUUCCGUCUGCAGAAACGACCCGGGAGAAGGGAGGCACCGCUCCCCGCGGUGCUCCAAGCGGCUUCGGGAGAAAGCCCGCGGCCGGCUGCGGCUGCCCGCUCCCCUCCUCCGAGGAAAGGCGACUCCACAACUUUGUGCGCGAGCGGCUCGCUCCGGCGGCUCCUCCUCCGCCUCCUCCCCCGCCGCCGCCGGCCUGCCCCUUUGUUGGAGAGCAGCGCAGGAGGCAGAAGAGGGAGGGGGCGCGCCGCCGUCCCCCCGGGAAACGGGCUCGCGGCCGGGCACCCCGGGGCCGGCCCUCCCCGGGAGGAGGCGGCCGAGCGCUCCCGCUCACCCCCGGCCCCCGGCCCUCGGCCCUCGGCCGCCGGCCCCCGCCGCCGCAGGCCCAGCAACUUUGUUCCGAGAGAGCCGCCCCUCUCGGCUCCGGUUCGGCCCCGGCCCGGCCCAGGCGGCCACCGCGGGCUGGGCUCCGGGAACGUGGCGCCCCGGGUCACCUGACCGCGCGCCCCGUCAAUCAGCUCCCGCCCCGCGCUCCCUCCCCGCCCGCAGCGGCCGGCCCGGCGCUCGGCUGGCCUGGGGCUGCGCGCCCCGCGCGGCUCCCCGAGCGUGCGGCGCGCCGGGAGCUAGGAAUGGAUGCCUCGCGCAGCACCAUCCCCUUUAUUCAGAUUACCCGAACGUGUGAGUCACGCCCCCACCUCGGGCAAACCGGGUAGUUCUGGAGAUCUUGUUCUCUUCCAGAGUCCCUUUGGAGGAAACCAGCUAUCGUGUCAUGAGCCGCCCUUUGAAAGGCAGCAGCCAGCAAGGUACUGAAGUCCCACACGAGUGAGCUUGGAAAUGGAUACCCCCACCCCGUCGAACCGUGCGAUAACUGCAGUCCUGCCAACAUCUUGACUACAACUUUAUGAGAGACCCUGAACCAGAACCACCAGCCAAGCCCUCAUUUCCUGACCCUCGGAAACUAUGUAAGAUAAUAAAUAUUUAUUGCUUUCAGCA
This is a messenger RNA of Leopardus geoffroyi (Geoffroy's cat), 1099 nucleotides long. RefSeq names its product formin-like protein 5. The coding region runs from base 1 to 819 and encodes 272 amino acids. The record is from RefSeq and is a predicted model, not a curated record. The transcript has 3 exons. NCBI's taxonomy places the organism in Eukaryota, Metazoa, Chordata, Mammalia, Carnivora, Felidae.